Messenger RNA from Lethenteron reissneri (Far Eastern brook lamprey), 3950 nucleotides. RefSeq names its product G protein-coupled receptor 37 (gene GPR37). Gene Ontology annotation, molecular function: G protein-coupled peptide receptor activity; prosaposin receptor activity. Gene Ontology annotation, biological process: positive regulation of MAPK cascade; adenylate cyclase-inhibiting G protein-coupled receptor signaling pathway. The record is from RefSeq and is a predicted model, not a curated record. Gene Ontology annotation, cellular component: plasma membrane; signaling receptor complex. NCBI's taxonomy places the organism in Eukaryota, Metazoa, Chordata, Hyperoartia, Petromyzontiformes, Petromyzontidae.
CUUCUUCAAAAGGACGCGGACUCAACGAUUCUCCGACGCGCACUCCGUGAGCGCGCUCACGACGCCACCGUUGCACGAAACGACCGGGCGGGAGGACUGCACGAAACCAACAAAAAAGGGAGAACAUAUUCACAAAACAACAUCACGCAUUAUUUUAUUUCGUUGAAACAGACGACGCGCGGUAAAUAAAUAACCGCUCCACGGCAUCAGCCUGUAGCGGCAGCAGCGGUAGCAGCAGCAGCGGCGUGUUGACAUCAACAUCUCCUGCGAUGAUCGGAGCGGGCUCCGAGUCGCCUUACCCUGGCGCUUGCAGGGUCGCACCGCGGCGGCGAUGAUGAUUACGACGACGACGACGACCACGAUGAUGAUGAUCUGGGCCGUGCUGGGGGUUGCUGCAGGAGCGCUCGCCGCUUUCCCGACGGCGCUGGGAGAAGGCGCGGCCCCUCUGCGAGACGACGCGCGGCCUCCAGCACACAAAGAGUCGCUGCUCGAAGCCCACGCUCUUUAUGGCAGCGACGUUGAUGAAGAUGAUGUUGUUGUUGUUGGUCAUGGUGGUGGUGGCGGCAACGACGACGACGGUGGUGGUGUUGUUAGAGGAAGAGAAGCGACACGAGGGGAGGAGGCGAGCACCUUUGACGAGGAUGGAGGAAGAAGAGGAGGUGGUGGUGGCGGUGGUGGCACGUUCAGGAAUCUGCCGUCGGCCGUGCCUCCGUUUGUCCCGGCGAGGGCUUUCGAGGUUCGACGCAAACGACAGGCGGCGGGGAAGACGGUCAACGCCGAGAAUGCUCGCUCACCAACACCACCAGCAGCACCACCGUCACCACCACCACCAUCAGCAGCAGCAGCCACAACGGCGGCGGAAGACGUGAACGCCCAGGCGGAGCAGACGGACGCAACCUCAAUCCCGCACUCGCCACGUCCGGCGCUCGCUGAUAACGGGACGGAGGUGGACACCGAGGUUGACCUCUCGUCACCCGGACAGUCGUCCUCUUCAUCAUCAUCAUCGUCGGAUAACAUCACAGAAGCGAGUGACCACUCGCCAAAGGUCAUCACCCCGAAGUCGAAGAGCGCAAGCGGGCGCGUGGAGAGAAUCCCGCGGGCGAGGAAUCCAUUCAAGCCGGUGACGAGCGAGACGUACGGCGCCUACGCGAUCCUCGCGUUCUCGCUGUUCCUCUUCGCCGUGGGCCUCGCCAGCAACCUCACCGUCAUCUGCGUGGUGUGCAACAACCGCUACAUGAAGAACGUCUCCAACUCGCUGCUGGCCAACAUGGCCUUCUGGGAUUUCCUGGUCAUCUUCGUGUGCCUGCCGCUCACGGCCGUUCACGAGCUGUCCAAGCGCUGGGUGCUGGGCGACUUCACGUGCAAGCUGGUGCCGUACCUCGAGGUGGCCAGCCUGGGCAUCACCACGUUCACGCUCGCCGCCCUCUGCCUCGACCGCUUCCACGCCGCCACCAAUGUGCGCCUGCACUACGAGCAGACGGAGGGCUGCAUCUCGCGUGGAGGCAAACUCGCCGUGGUGUGGCUGGGCGCCCUCGUGCUCUCCACACCCGAGCUGCUCAUCCACGGCCUGGCGGGCAAGGACGGCGUGAACAGCAACAACAACAACAACCACCACCACCACUACCAGGGCCACCAGAACACCCAGCAGCAGGGGGUGGCGGUGGCCGGAGGUGCUCCCACCGGCUCCUCGCUGCCGUACGACCGCUGCGAGAUGCGAGUUCCGCACGAGCUGCCGGACUUCCUGUACAUGCUCUCGGCCACGUACCGCGCCGCGCGCCCGUGGUGGUUCUUCGGCUGCUACUUCUGCCUGCCCAUCGCCUUCACCGUCACCUGCUCCGUCCUGACCGCGCGCCGGAUGAAGGGAGCCGGCGCCGCCGCUCACAACAAACCUCCGCCGGGCGAAGCGGGCCCCGCCACGUCUCUGACGCGCGGAAGCACCCGGCAGCAGCUGCGCCUCGAGCGGCAGAUGAACUGCGCCGUCGUGGCCCUGGCUACCGCCUACGCCUGCUGCCUGGUGCCCGAGAUCGUGUGCAGCAUGGUGUGGGAAUACGCCGGCGUCGGGGGCGGCGAGUCGCCGGCGCUCGACGUCCUGCACACCGUCGCCCAGUACCUGCUCUUCUCCAAGUCGUGCCUGGGCCCCGUGCUGCUGCUCGGCCUUUGCCGCGAGCUGGCGAGAGCGGCCCGCGCCUGCUGCUGCUGCUGCUGCCCCUGCCCGGAGACGGGGGGCGGCGAGAGUUCCGCCGAGAUGCCCUCGUCGCCGGCUCCGCCCGGCGGCGGCGGCGGCGGCGCGGUCGUGGCGCUCUCCCCGUGCGUGGUGACGGCGGCGAGCGACGAGAACGAGAACGAGCGGCCCGCCGGGGAGAUGGAGCUGUUCACGUUCAGCACCGUGCAACGCGAGCUCACCACCUUCUCCACCGCUUGAGUCGCCCGGAGAUCGUCGGGUGUGCAGGCCGUGCAACUGCACCCUUGUUGGUGGGCUAUGAAGAUCAGUGGGGUGAGGGGGAGGAGGGAUUGGGGGGGGGGGGUAUUGUACACGACGGGGGUCGACCACAUUUCAUUCCUUGCACCAGGACCCAUGCCAACCACGCUCCUACGCCCACUGAGCCUGUCUGCAGUGCCUGCGCAAUUGGUUCACGUAACACACAGCCUAGACACCAGUGAUUCUAGGACAUAGUAAAGAAGGUAUGUGUGUGGGGGGGGGUUGGGGGGGGGGUGUGAAGGGGGUGGAACUACCCAAUUAUUGGGGGUGGUGGUGGUAGCGGUAGUGGUGGUCACACGCACAGUCACAUACUCACACUCUCAAUGUAAAACUCCAUAAAGCGGGAGAUUGUUGUAGUUGUUGCUCGAGCCGACCUUGAAGGUGCAGUUUGCAAUGGCGUAGCUGCUGUGGCAUCUGGCACGAAGGAAGGAAGUGAUGGCAGGAUACGGUGGCAUUAACGACCACUUAGCGUUGAACUCCGAGCGUCGCUGCAUCCACCCCGAGGACGAGUGACUCCCAUUUAAAGGGGGGUAGGGAGGUGGGGGGGGGCACGAUCCCUCAUUCCAGUCCCCCACAGACUGACCGCUGCCAAGACGUCCCAUCUGCCCCUUGUGUGCUCGUGUGCCAUACAGCACUCUCUCUCUCACAGCUCAAGGGGCAACCGUGCAAUUCCUCACACCCACCGCUGGUGCACGGGACCUCCACUAGAUGGAGCUCCAGAGAGCACCUCGAGGAGUGGUCUUUGGCCUACUCUUCCACGUUGGCCAGACGUGGGUGUGGCACGGAUGCCGAGAGAGGCCUUGUUGUAACGGACCGCGUUGAUUUGUUUUGUUGAAAAAAAAACGUUAUCACUUUAGCUGUGCGCAAAUGCUAGGCACGAGUGCUCUCAGCAAACGCCAUACGAAGGCGUAUGGUGGUGUGGCCAGUAUUACCCGUGCACGCUCCUCUCCCCUGAUGUUGAGACAGAUACUCGUUUCAGAUUGAGUCUCAACUAAACUGAACUCGUUUUUUUUGUUUUGCUAGGUAAGGCCCCAACUGAGCUUUGUAGCUCUUUUUCAGAAGCGACCAGGGCUCUCACAAAUGACCGCUCCACAAAGUGGCCCCCUCACGUGGACAUUUAUAGCAGCCAGAUACUCUAAGCCCCCGUGAUGUUGAUUCUAAACGUGCAGGGGAAAAAAACGGAGGACCUGGAGCAAAUUCCACGCGACCACAGGGCGAGAGACAACACAAACUCCAAAUAUACAGCAGCAGGGGUAAUCAUCGAGAUCGAACCCACGAACCUCCCGCAUACCGGGCGAGGUAGUCAACAUCCCUCCCACGGCGGUGCCACACGUACCGGGACGAGGUCUCUGAAUGGCUGUGUCGAGCGUCCCCAUGUGGACGAGAUGCCCACUGAGGUCGGGUCGAGGCAGAAACACGAGGGGGUACAAUCAGGGGCGGGCGGCUUAAGGGGCCGUCCAUAAAUGACGUC